AUGUCGAGGCGGCGCAGGGAGCAACAAAGCGUCAGCCCUCCCGCUGAUCACGAAGAGGAGCUCAUCGAGGAUCACACACUAGACGACGAACUUGCGCGCGAACUCGAGGAGGAACGGCAGAAGAUCCUUGCCGCCGCUGGCCAUCAAAAUGGAGCGCAAGCCGAAGCUGUCAAUGAGCAGCAGGAAUAUCAAGGCGACGAUGGGGAGAUGGCUGACGAGCAGGAUGCUGACGACGAAGACGAUCUGGACGCCGAGAUAGUUGAAGAGGAAGACAACUCAGAGGACGAAUGGCAGCCGCCAGAACCUGCAUCGCGACGCUCAGCUAGGCGGAGCAAACGCCGUCGGCAUCAAUCGAGCUCAGAAGACGGCGAUGAUGACGCCCUAGAAGAAGCUCAGUCAGACCAAGAACCCGCUUUAAAGAAGUCGAACAAGACAACAGCCAAGAAGCCAGCCAAAGCUAAGAAGGCGAAUGGAGACACGACUGCGGACAAAACAAAGCGUCCUCGUCGGCAGACAGAAGGAGUAGAAGGAGAUCAAGAGGAAGCCUACGACUCUUUCCACCAAGAAGCAGAGCGAGUUCAGGCAGAAGUAGAGGCUGCAGCUGCAUGGGCAGACGUUCGUCGACGCAAGGAAGCUGGCCAAGCACCACCAAGCACAAAUGGCACCACCUCAAAGCCAACGUCCCAACCAACAGCAGACAAGCCAGCCUCUGCACCCUCUCUCACAGCAUGGCUCGGCAAAGGUCCCUCUGCCUCCUCAUCCCUCUCUGAACUCGCAGCCUCCCUUCCGAUGCCCACUACCUGCAAAGCAGCACAAAUCGUCGACCGCAACUCCCUCUUCGUCGGCUAUGUAUACCCGCUCACCAACGCAUCGUCUGCCUACAUCUCUGCGCUUCUUUCCCAUAUCACCCGUGUCGUCCACCCAACAGUCCCUACAGACUUGCUGCCGCCACAAUUCGCAAAUGCACCAGCAAACAAGCGCGGUUCCUCGCACGAUAUGUAUGCUUACCGCGUUUUCAAGCUCAAACGUGGUCGAACUGGACUCGCAGGUCCAGACGACUUCUCGUUGCAAGAAGACAAGGAAGAUGAUGGUGAGAGGUGGGGUGGAGAUCGUGUAUUAAAGGUAGCGAGGGAUGAGGGAGCGUCGGAUGUGUUGGUGAUUGUGAGCAGGUGGUAUGGUGGUGAGCUGCUGGGUCCGGUGCGGUUUGACCAUAUCGAGAAUGCGGCAAGAGCAGCUUUACAGGAACAUAUGGGUAAGGAAGAAGUGGAGGAAUUCAGGCAGAGGAUACAGCAUCUGGAUCAGAAGAUUGCAAGGAUAAAAGCGAAAGCGCAGCGGACCGAGGAGGCAGCUGCGGAUGUGCAGGUGGACAAGUAUAGGGAUCUGACAAUGGAGCGGGCACAAAGGUUGUGGUUGGCGAGACAGAAGGCGCUUGCCGCGUUACAGAAUCGCUGGACGAAUCAGUCGAUGCCACCUUCGCAGGUGGAAGUACAGCAAGCAGAGGACAUGACGACGAAUAUACAGCCGUCUUCGAGCGAGAACGAAGCAGUCCUGCCGCAAGCGGAGUCUUCGCAAACAGCAGUGUCGACGACGGUUGCAGAGGCUCCUUUAAGCUCACAAGAUGUGGCAGCGAAAGUGGAUCUCGAGUCGACUGAGCAACCAGCAGCGGACGAGCCAAUGCCUUCCAACGAUGCUACACCAGAUGCCAGCCCUUCAACCUCACAAGCAAAUGUUCCCACGGUAAAGCCGGAACCACCACUUACUUCACUCGACGCGCCAAUCCGGGUCAAGGACGAAGAGGACACCGUGUCGCUCCCACUUGCUACUGACCAAGCGCAGACUGAGUCUGUUGAAGAAGAGGAAGACGACAAGAGCAAAGUCAAAUUAGAGCCAACAGAAGACGAUGACGGGCCAGACUUGACUGGAUGGGAUGAUCUUUCCUGA
Molecule: messenger RNA, 1941 nt
Organism: Ustilago hordei
Lineage: Eukaryota; Fungi; Basidiomycota; Ustilaginomycetes; Ustilaginales; Ustilaginaceae
Exons: 1
Coding region: 1-1941 (646 amino acids)
Biological process (GO): regulation of translational initiation
Cellular component (GO): cytoplasm
Source: RefSeq, a predicted model, not a curated record